AUCUUCACUUGAAUCUGGGAACGUUUGUUUGAUUCUAUGAUGCUGUUUAAGAAAAUGGAAAGUUCAGAAGGAUUCUUGGAAAUGGACAUGGAUCGUGAACAGAAGUCAGGAUUUCGGAAAGGUGGUCCAUGUGGCAGGUGGAUGGGUCUCCUUGUGCUUCUGGGAAUGGUUGCCAUGGUGAUUUCCAUGGUGAUGAUAUUUGUCAUCUGUGGAGACCUGGUGAAGAAGGUUGUUGAGGUGCAGAAUUCAGUGUCCAGUCUGAAUUUAUAUUUGAACAAAUCCAGUGACCCAAUGCCCAAUGGAGUUCCAGAAAAAAGGCUGUCCAAUAUCGAGACGCUGGUGAACAGUUUUAGCUCAUCGUGGAGUUCAGUCACAUCCAAACAAGAUGGAAACCUGCAAAGACUCGAGCAGCAUCAGCCCACGUCUAACACUGAGAUAAAGAACCUGCUGCUCACUUUGAGUUCUUCAGUAUCAGCGCUGACCUCCAAACUCAACGAUGCAGUUAGCAAGCAGGAACAAAAGCUGACUGAAACAGAACGAUUGUUGGACAGUUUGAAGACAUCAGUCGCAAAUCAACAAAACAUACAAUGUGACUUUGGAGAAAAGAAAUUGACAAAUAUUGAGACGUUGGUGAACAGUUGUAGCUCAUCGUUGAGUUCUGUCGCAUCCAAACAAGAUGCAAACCUGCAAAGACUCGAGCAGCAGCAGAGCGCUUCCAUCACUGAGAUAAAGAAUCUGCUGCUUAACUUGAGUUCAGCAUCCGCGCUCACCUCCAAACUGAACGAUGCAGUUAACAAGCAGGGACAAAAGCUGACUGAAACAGAAUACCACUGCGCUUUUCCUAUAGUGUACUGGAGAGAUGAAACGGACAAUUCUGUCUUGUUUUCAGAAGUGAGAGUCAUAAGCAGUCUGAAUGAGCUGAAAGCCCAGAUAAACAACCAAACAAAAUCAUCAGUGAGAUCUGCACCCACCUGUAGAUCCGGCUGGACCCCCUACAGCAGCAGCUGUUAUCUGUUCUCCAUCAACACGCUGAACUGGACGGAGGCGCGGGAUUACUGUAAAGAACAGGGAGCGUCGCUACUGAAACUCGACGGGAGUGAGGCCGAGUGGGCUUUUGUGACGCAUUUGACCAUACCAAAUGAUUACUGGAUCGGUCUGACGGAUCAGACCACGGGGCUGUGGAGAUGGACUGACGGGACUCCUUACAUCAUGAAUAAAGAACGCUGGAGUGUCGGACAGCCGGAUGACUGGAGAAGUCACGGUCUGGGAGAAGAAGGUGAAGAUUGCGGCCAUAUAACGUGGAGCGGGGAGUUAAAUGACUCUCACUGUUCAAUAAAAUAUCGAUACGCUUGCAAAGUCCAGUUUUGA
Molecule: messenger RNA, 1368 nt
Organism: Triplophysa rosa
Lineage: Eukaryota; Metazoa; Chordata; Actinopteri; Cypriniformes; Nemacheilidae
Gene: asgr1c.1
Product: asialoglycoprotein receptor 1c, tandem duplicate 1
Exons: 14
Coding region: 37-1368 (443 amino acids)
Molecular function (GO): signaling receptor activity
Source: RefSeq, a predicted model, not a curated record